Zymoseptoria tritici IPO323 is the source of this 634-nucleotide messenger RNA. RefSeq lists its product as uncharacterized. Gene Ontology annotation, molecular function: RNA binding; structural constituent of ribosome. The transcript has 3 exons. Gene Ontology annotation, cellular component: small ribosomal subunit; ribosome; mitochondrion. NCBI's taxonomy places the organism in Eukaryota, Fungi, Ascomycota, Dothideomycetes, Mycosphaerellales, Mycosphaerellaceae. Gene Ontology annotation, biological process: translation. The record is from RefSeq and is a predicted model, not a curated record. The coding region runs from base 10 to 369 and encodes 119 amino acids.
AUCGCCAUCAUGGUCUUCGUCUUCGGCACCCAUUUCGCUGAAUCCCAGCUCGUCGCGCGCUCGCUGCAAUCCUUCUACGGCAUCGGGCCCAAUGUCUGCACACGCCUCAUGGCACGAUUCCACAUCCACAAGACCGCCAAAAUCGGAACAUUACAAGACCGGCAACUAAAUGAGCUCGCGACCGAAUUGAGCACGAUGACGUUGGAGAACGAUUUGCGCAGGCAACUGCAUGAGAACAUCAGACGGCUGAGGGAUAUGGGCUCAUACCGCGGGAGAAGACAUGCUAUGGGACUGCCAGUGAGAGGACAACGGACGAGGACACAGAUCAUGACUGCACGAAAGUUGAACAAGGUGGAACGGAGAGGGUGAGGGUGUUUCGGAUAUUGGUUUUGAUCAAAGGCAUAGCGAUGGCGUUGGGAAGAGAGAAGGGCUGCACUCUGCGCAAGCGCACGGUGUAAGAAUAUGGUUGUACAAAGAUGUCCACACGAGAAACUGGAACGAAGCGCUACUCUGAAGGCCAGUUCAAGAAGCGCUCCACAGCGGCCAGAGCAAUGAAACCAGAUCAGUUCCGAUUCAUGGGCUCGGGCAGACAUUUUGCAUGCUUUCAAAGCGGAUGACUACAGCACCAAAGCGU